This is a messenger RNA of Ceutorhynchus assimilis (cabbage seed weevil), 3870 nucleotides long. The record is from the annotation of a GenBank genome assembly. Lineage: Eukaryota; Metazoa; Arthropoda; Insecta; Coleoptera; Curculionidae.
AUUUUCUCUAGAAACCUCAAUCCAAUUCUGAUUUUGUAUUUAGAUUUUCCCUCAAAGUCCUUGAUAAACGAUCACGUAAAAUAGAUAAAGUAAAAUACAAUGUGUAUAAAUCUCAUCGCUUAGCCUUUUUUUUCGAAAUCAUCCUAAAAGAGGGUAGAAAAACAGCCUAAAAUAAUUCAUUUUUAUAUUGAGUGUGUUUUGUAUGAAAAGCUGACGUCCAUUUCCACCCCUGCUUUAGAAAUUUCCCGCUGCGAAAAGUGCUUUUCUCGAGCCGUUAUGCAUGUCCUGAUGGAGAAAGUUUUGUUAAGUAAUUCCAUAUAAAAACCGGGAAAAGGUUAUCUUAAAAAGAUCUUCUUUCUCGAAUUUUGAUUAGGCGUAUAUCACAGCCGGUUCAUGCAAUAAGCUUCGAAUUAAAAAAACAGGAAGCUCUCAGCAAUUUAAUAAGAAAAUUAAGCCCAGCUCUGACAAUACAAUUUGUAUUAAAACUCAAAGUCAUUGCAGAUAUAGCUAAUAAAGAUAACCGCUUUAUCUUUAAACAACAAAGCAACCAAAACUAAAUAUUUUUUCAUCAGUACACAUUCGAGUAAUGGCUGAUAACGACGUUGUAACUCUCGAAGAUUGCAAAACAAUCGUAAACAAUUACCUCAACAGUGAAAAUUUCGAUAUAAAAAAUGUGACAGUGAGACCAUUUUUUGAUCACGUGAACGGAUUUCUCGGUGAACACCUGUUACUUCAGAUAGAAACCAACGAUCAACAAUUACGAUUUUUCUUAAAACGAUUUCCACAUGAGCACGUCAUGCAAAGAGACUUUUUGCUAUCCAUGAACGGCUGGCAAAGGGAAAUUUAUUAUUUUGACGAAUUUUUAAAAAAUAUUGCCAACACCCUACCUAACUACCAACUAGACUUUGUGCCGCAAUUUCUACUAGGGAAACCAAACGACAUUGUAGUAUUUGAAGAUCUUACCUUGCGAGGUUAUGGAAUGUCAAAGAUGCCAAGUGACAAUUUAUUGGACGAUCAGCACAUAUGCUUAGUGUUAGCAUCUCUAGCCAAACUGCACGCAGGGUCUUUGGCUUAUGAAGAAUAUAAAAGCAAAGAAUUGGGACAAUGCUUCAGAUUGUUUACUGGCAAAGAAGAUUUAGCUAAAGAAUCAUUGAUACGCAAGGAAGAAGGAUUUCUCGGUUACGAUUUUGUGAAGGCUGCUCAGAAAGGCUUAAGCGCACUCAUAAAUAAAGUUCAUGAAUCUUGUGAAGUUAGCUUAGAAGAAGUUCAAGAAAAAUACCAGAUAUUAGUUGAAAAUAGUUUACAAUUAAUGUUCCCUCACAAUAAAUUCCGGUGUGUUUUGGCCCAUGGUGAUCUUUGGGUUAAAAAUGUUAUGUACCAUUACAAACACGAUUCAAUGGUACCGACCCAUGCUAUCCUGGUGGAUUUUCAGCUAACACGCUACAACGUGCCAGUACAUGAUGUUUUACUGUUCAUUUCACUUACAACCAAUCAAGAAGUAAGAAAAAACAAGUUCCAUUUUUAUUUAAAUUAUUACUAUGACCAUUUAAAACAAGAACUUAGUAACGUUAAUAUUGACGCAGACGAAAUUCAAAUGUCUUAUGAUGAUUUUCUGAGAUCUGUCCAUUUUAUUAUGCCCGAAAUAAAAUUUCAAGGGCCCCUACAAAGACUGCAACAGUGCGGCAAUAAGGAUUUUUACACUAAACUUUUAAAAGACGCAGAAGCUUUCAAACAAUUUAUUUUUGGUGAUAAAACUCCAUUCGCUCUGGACCUAUUUGAGACUGAUGAUAAUUUUAGAAGCCUCCUAACUGAAGCUGUAGAGGAACUUAUUGAAGCCUCAUUGUAUCCUGAUGUUUUCAGAGAGGAUUGUUAUAGGAUUUUGGAAAAUGAGUUUGGACAUGCAUAUGAUUUGGAAAAGUUCAAGGUUGUGAAAAAGGAUGAUUUGUUCGAACUGGAAAUGGAGGUGUUGGUGGAUGAAAAGAAGAAGAUAAUGAAGUAUUUGGUGAAGAGUGAAGAUUUUGUGAGGGUUGUGAAAAAAUUGUAAUAAAUUUUUAACUCUAUUUCGUUUUUUUUUUUUUAAAUUUUUGACAUUCCAAGUGUAGAAGAAGUUUAAGAAAACCAUGCUGGAGUGGAGAAAUUCUAUUUGCUUGGGAAGCAUUUGAAAUUGAUGAUAAUUCCAGAAGCUUGACUGAACCCGUGGAGUUUUCGAUUGAGAAAUGUUUUCCUGAUGGGAUUUUCUGGCUUCGACUUUUCUCAAUCAUCUGCUGAUUUCACCCUGCCGAAACCUCGAACAUGAACAGCACUCUGGUCUAAAUUCCAUUAAUAUGGUUGGAGAAGCAUUGCUGAAAGCAGGGAUAAUGCAUCAUCACUAACCAUUCAUGUACAAAUGACCGUUGGUGCGUCCAAUGUUCCUGCUGGACGUGAAGUAAGCAGGCGAUUUCUAUAAACCGAACUAUCUCUGAAAAUAAAAGGGUUGCUAAUUUGAGGAUCGAAGCACUAAGCACACGAUUACGUGAGAUUUUACUUUUGCGCUUCACGCAUACCUGCCUACUUCACAGAGCAAGCGAGCCCUUGGAUUCUAUUGAAUGUUCUUUAAUAAGCACCAAAAUUUAUGCCGAAUAUUUUAAAAAUAAUCAUGUCAUCAUUAUGUUUUGCACCCUUUUGUCGAAUUCAGCAACGCGGAAUUUGCUGAAAUAAAAAACGUGAUAUGCCGGCCUACUGGUUUUGUUCCUGCUGGUGCAUCGGAAUCGCGUUUGCUCUGAUUUUUUGUAGUAUAACAUAGUCGGGUUCGUUCAGCAAAUUGUACGGUGUGAAUUUGUAUCUCUUUUUAAACAUCAAAUCUUCUAGAGAACGAAAUGAAAAACAAAUAGGACCUACGUUGUGUAAACUUACUAAACUUACUCAAUUUUACUUUCUUGACAUGUGCCCGACAAUAGCAAAAUUAGGGAAACUUGAGGGAAGUUGUGAUAUGUAAAAAUAAACGAAAAAUUUGUGAAACGUCUACUUUAUUAUUAAAGUAAAUCGUACCGUUCCCGACCUAGAACUAACGGGAAAGAGCAGGAAUCAAAACAUACUGUGUCAUUUCAAUAAUAAUUUUAAGUCGAUAAUCAAUAAUAAUAUUGUAAGUCAAUAACAGUUUAAAUUAGGUACCACCCCUGUGCUUGUGCUAAAAUUUUAAUUCCACACACCACAUUCAAUCAACACUACCUAAAUUUAAUACUGAAGAGUUUUUGGUUAGUUAGCCAGUUCCACCAACAGGUACUGAGGUCCCAUACGGGAUGCUAUUCAGCUAUAGUUAUUUUGAGCCAAUAGCUCUUUGCUUUAUUUCCUAGGAUAUUCACUCGUCAGGGAAGGAAAAUGUAAGUAGAUUCAACAAAGCCCUAAUGCACUUUCUGAAUACCAAAAAUUAAAAUCCCAGCACAUAAUUUCUUUAGAUUUUAAUUUACUUUUUCUUUAUCUGAGUUGUUUACAGCAUGAAAAAUAAUAGUUGUAUGAAUUGAACUCUCGAAAACAAAAUAACAAUUAUUCAACUGACCUGUGAAUGCUCCUUAUGACAUACAAACUUAUCACAAAUUGGAUUAAACAAUCAGUGUAAUACAAAAUAAAAAUAAAAAUUGAAUAAUGAACAAUAGCAGACAAGCGUCUUCUCUCUAGUUCCUCAUUUUUCUGUCUACUACCCUUCGGUACCUUUUUGUGGCGCGCUGGUUCGCCCUUACUUGACAGCGUAUAUUUGGUUGCAACAUUUAGGUACUUUUCUUUACUAAACGUUUUAAGAGUUUAAGAUUUGAAGAAAUAAUAUUUUAAAUACCUAGGUGGUUUUCCUCAUUCCCAAGGAAUUGUCUCCCUUUGAUUCGGAGGGAUCAUUAUUCA